Molecule: messenger RNA, 548 nt
Organism: Drosophila novamexicana
Lineage: Eukaryota; Metazoa; Arthropoda; Insecta; Diptera; Drosophilidae
Exons: 2
Coding region: 29-514 (161 amino acids)
Source: RefSeq, a predicted model, not a curated record
UCGGGACGCAGCGUAAGCUACAUUCAAUAUGAAACUGCAGCUAAUAAAAGACAUUUGCAUUUUAGUUUAUCUUGCAAAUAUUUAUCAAAUCGAAGGCAAAGGCAAUUGCUACUAUUUUAGUGAUCAAAAGUUAAGUUGGACUAAAGCCUUAAAGGCUUGUGAAGACAACAACCUAUGCCUGGCCAGCUUCGACAGUGCAGAGGCCUUUAACCAUUUGCGAAAUCAACCUGAUGAACUUAAGGUUGACUAUUGGUUUGGCUUAAAUGGACGUGAGAGGAAUACGUUCAAAUACAUCGCCACAUAUGAGUUAAUCAAGUACUUGCCACCCGGUAGCGAGUUGGAGAUAGAUAAACCCUGCGCCUUCGUAAAACUACUCGACAACAAGAAAUACACAAUCCGGUCGAGUAAUUGCAUUAUUAAAAAAAAGUUCGUGUGCUUCGAUUCGGUCAGAUGCAAGGGCAUAAUUGCUAAUAAGGAAACCGGUUAUCUUACGGAAGUUACUUGUAAAAACUAAACGCAAAAUAAAUAAAUAUUGUACAUAUAUGCUA